Dunckerocampus dactyliophorus (ringed pipefish) is the source of this 1012-nucleotide messenger RNA. RefSeq lists its product as uncharacterized. The coding region runs from base 93 to 716 and encodes 207 amino acids. The transcript is spliced from 5 exons. The record is from RefSeq and is a predicted model, not a curated record. NCBI's taxonomy places the organism in Eukaryota, Metazoa, Chordata, Actinopteri, Syngnathiformes, Syngnathidae.
UCCAGAGUUCGGGAGAAGACUGCAUAGGAGGAGCAGACGGGGGAUUGGCGCCCCCAUUCGGCAGUGGCCCAGGCCGCCGCUCGUCCAGACAGAUGACUCUUUGGUGCUGUGCUCUCGUCAUUCUUUGUUGCAUCCUGAAGUGUGCCGAGCCCUCAGCUCCACCUCCUGGCAUCCUCAAGGCUAAAUACAAUGACUCCUUCCUCCUCGUGAGGUCCACCCGCAGCCGUGUCCAGCAGCUGCUGAAUAAAUAUAAGGAGCACCAGUUAGGAAACAAGCACUUUGAGCACAGAGGUGGUCAUUUAAAGGACCUACCAGUGCUUUCUACAGACUUCUACAGCUGGCUCCAGCUUCCCGAUUGGGAACGACUACAUGCCGCUCUGUCAGACUUGCAAAGCUACAAGAAUAUGCUGGAGUGGAAGAGGAAAGGUCUGGAGAAGGAGGAAAAAGAUAAGAGGCAUGUGCACAGCACUUUAUCUCAGAGCAUCACCCACAUUGAGCUGGACGUGAGGGACCUGAUGAGCCAAGUCAGCAGUCAGAUGAGCCACAUAAAGGGCAGGAAACUAACUUUCCCCACCGCUCGGACACCUUCCAGCCAAGCCAAUAACUCUAAAACGGUGUGGGAGAGCCGAGUGGAAGGUUACAUCAUUCUGCGGGAUCUGGACCUUUACCUCACCAGGCUGGCCCGUGACUUCCUCCUUCUGGCUUCUAAAACAUAGAAACUCUGGGCAAAAAAAAGAGCUUUCGGUGUUGUGUUGUGAAGUGAAAGGGCUUUUCUGGGUAUUUCCCACUGUUUCUGCCUUGCCUCUGACUGUAAAUUAGUGCUAAAAUCCCACAACACAACAACAAAAGUCAACAUCCUGUUUUGUCAGCCAAGCUCUUAAUCUACUGGACUUUCCAAAGAAUAAGAUAUUUGCUAUUUAUUUGACUUAUUUAUUUCCAUGUUGUUUUAUUUCUCUUACAGAGAGAUACAGUGUUUUACAUAUUUAAUAUUUUAUAGAGUAAGGAUAUGUUU